AUGUCGAAGAAGAGGGGCAGAGAGCAGCCUGCUAUCAAUACACAAUUGGUGGAGAUUUACGAGGAUCUAGCUAAUGUGGAUGAAAACAUUCGACUGAAAGCAGCCCAAGCUUUGCUCACGAAUUUUGUAGCGGAUGGCAAAUCUACGGGCGAGCAGCUCAACGAGAUUGUGAGGAGGCUGCUCAGAGGCUUGUGCAGUGGGCGAAAAGCUGCUCGAUUGGGCUUCUCGGUUGUCCUUACUGAGCUCUUGAUUGAACUUUUAGGCCCAAGUGGAAGGAGCGUUGCUGGGUUUCCAAAUGUCCUAGAAUUGAUUGAGACUCUGAAGAAUCAGAGUCAAGUAUCCAGCAAUGUAUCUGGCCAGGAAGAGCGAGAUCACCAGUUUGGACGACUCUUUGGCGCAGAAUCUAUUAUCAAAUCGGGAAUUCUGUUUCAGCCGAGCAUGGGAGUUGAGGCUUGGUCCAACAUCUUAGACAUCGUCUAUGAAUUGGCAAAGAGGAAGCCCUGGCUAAGGGAAGAAUGUGGCUUCAUCUUGUUCAAUUCCAUUCAAAUAUUGAAGGGCAAAGACUUGGAGUACGCUCAGUUGAUAAUUGACAAGUUGCUAGCCAAAGGGCUUUCCAAGACACCCCAGGGAGUAGCAAUAUGGAUUGGGAUCCAGGCAGAGUUCCCUUCGAUUGCUUUACCGCGCGGCGUGUGGCAUCACGAGGACCCCUUGAAUCGGAAAGACAUUUCCAGAUUAGCCAAGAUACUAAUGGAAGCCUCCGCAACUACUUCGCCACAGAGUGUCCUUGAGUCAGAGACUACUACAAAUGGUGCUUGGGCUACCAAGCUUCAAUUUGCGUGGGACGUAGUACUGGCUGAGUUGCUGGAUUUUCACCCACAAGGCCUGCAGAAGAGUGCAAAACCCGCUAAACGGAUGAGAUUUGCGGAGUUUUGGGAGGAGUGUAUUGAUAAAGCACUAUUUGCUACCUCGUCCUCAGAGGAACGAAAAUAUUGGGGUUUCUUGCUAUUUCAGCGAAUUGUUCCUAACGUACCCGUAAAAGUACUUUCUGACAUUUUCACACAAAACCUGAUGCGAUGUCUCACCAACCAGCUUGCCUCCCCAGAGCGUUACCUCCACCGCGCUGCCGAGAGAUCCAUCAAGACAAUUCUUGCCAGAGCUCGAUCGAAUCCAAAUACCAGGGCACCAAUCCUAAAAGCUCUUCUGGAUCCUGUAAACGGAGACAUCAAUUUCGAUAAAAUUACAAAGACCAAGACAGUCGAAACUCUAAUCUCUCUGGUGGAUGACCCGUCUUUUGAGCAAGUGGUCGGGAUAUACGAAGACUUGAUCCUGCGACCCGGAGUAGACGAUGAGAAGACCGCAGCCUCAAGACGACAGUCUGCAGCGGACCAGCUUGUCUCGGCUGUCCGGUCUAUACAGCACCAUUCUACCGAACAAGUUCUCGCGAAAAGCGAAUUUCUCGUUAAUAUCCGCAGAAUCUUGGCUCUUUUAGCAAAGUGCGCUUACUUCGAGGUCGACAAUGCUCCGAACGACCAAGGCGACAGUCCAGGUCCGAAAAUCUCCCAGGCGUCACGAGAGAUGUUCAGAACGCGUAUCUCGUCAUGUUUAUCGAGCCUGGUCGCUAAGCCAAUAGGGGAGCCGUCCUAUUUUGCCUAUGAGCUUGUAUGCAAUAUUCAUGGCCGAGAAGAGAAUGCGAACCAUCCCCAUGUUGUCUUGAACGCCGAUGAAAAUGUGCGUGUCGUACUGAGGAAGGCGUGGCAGACAUUGAGAAAGGUUCAUACUCAGUCUAGUUGUGAUCCAGAUGAAGAAGCGCGAUUCUUUCGUGCUCUUGAGCUCCUGUACUCCUUAACUAUCCUACAGGUGCAUAAUGAGGAAGCUGACGCCGUUGGUAUUUUGGUCGAGCUCAACCACAGCUUCAAGCCUUUACUUCAAAAGAAGAGGCGUCCUCAGGACUCUGCGACCUUGAUAGAGAUACUUUUGAGCUUCAUAGCAAAACCGUCGCAGCUAUUUCGACGCCUGGCUCAGCAGGUCUUCACAGCUUGCGCAUCCGAGCUUGACGAUACUGCUUUGCAAUCCAUGAUCGAGAUUUUGGAAACAAAGGAGAGCCUGUCAGGCCAGUCACAAAUGUUCGACCAAGAAGAUGAGGAAGGACAGGCGGGCUCGGCGUUUGACGUGGAGGAAGUCGAUUUGGCCAAGACCGGGUUAGGAAGCUCUUCCGCAGAGGAAGAGUCCGAUGAAGGAUCGAGCGACACAGAUGCGGCGGACUCGGAUGAAGAUGAUGAUGGAUUGGCAGAACUGAACGCAAAACUUGCACAGAUUGUGGGUACUCGGCCUGGCAACGAAGAUGUAGACGCAGAAGACAGUUCCUCCUCGGAUGAAGAGAUGACGGACGAGCAAAUGUUCGAGUUGAACGGGUCUCUGGAGAAUAUCUUUCGAGAGCGAAAGAAGGUCACGAGCAAGAAGACUGAGAAGAAAGACGCCAAAGAGAACAUAGUCAAUUUCAAAUGCCGAGUGUUGGAUCUCCUGGAGAUUUACGUGAAGCAAGAGCACGGCAAUGGCCUAGCUUUAAGUCUUUCUCUACCGAUCCUCACGCUGGUCCGAACGACAACAAGUCCGUUGGUAUCUCGAAAGGCGUGCGAUGUCAUGAGGGAAUAUGCUCGGCUUUGCAAAGGGGACGGGAUGCCACACAUCGAGGACACAGAGUCUGUAUUUGAUCUGCUUGAAGCGGUUCACGUUGAAGCUAUGAAAGAGGGCUCAAACGCUCAUGCUAGUGCGUGCAGUCAGGCAAGCCUGCUUCUUGUGAGAGUUCUAGUCGCUCAUGAUAGAGAAAGCCUGCGGAAGGUGGUGAAGGUCUAUGGCGCCACGCAAGAGCGUGCUUUGUUCGACUUCAGCUGCAAGGUGAAGACGUCGUUCUUCACGGACUGGCUCAACUGGUGCACUUCAGCUAGGAAAUGA
This is a messenger RNA of Letharia columbiana, 2952 nucleotides long. RefSeq lists its product as uncharacterized. Gene Ontology annotation, cellular component: nucleolus. Bases 1 to 2952 code for a protein of 983 amino acids. Gene Ontology annotation, biological process: regulation of DNA-templated transcription. Lineage: Eukaryota; Fungi; Ascomycota; Lecanoromycetes; Lecanorales; Parmeliaceae. The transcript is spliced from 4 exons. The record is from RefSeq and is a predicted model, not a curated record. Gene Ontology annotation, molecular function: rDNA binding; transcription factor binding.